GACAGGCGACGGCCGUGCUGUGCCGGGCAGCCGCCAUUGUCCUUCCGAUCGGCGUGCUCAGCGAUACUCGCGCCGAUGGCCGCUCUCCCAUCGCACGUUCUCCUCUGCGCCGCUGUGCUACUGCUGCUGCUGUGCGUCGUAUCCGCUCGGCCCGUGCGCACCAGGCAACCGUUCUUCGUCUACAACCCCAACAACACAGAUCUUAUCGAGGGAGACAUCAUACCUCCAAAGCAAAAGAAGCAGCGAUUCACCACCUAUGCUGUCGUACAUGACAGGACGCUGACCUGGCCAGAUGGAGUUGUGUUCUACAAAUACGAGGCUGAUUCUGAGAAUGAGAGUGAUAUUGCCUUCGAUGAUGAGGCCAAGGCGGUUAUCGAAGAAGCCAUGCAGCUCAUCCAGAAAAAAACGUGCGUCAGGUUUCAGACCCACAGCGACCAGGAGAACUUCGUCUCUAUAGCAUACAGAAGGGGACGCUGCGCUUCGAACGUGGGCAUGCAGGGUGGCGAACAGACGGUGGCGCUAGACCCGAGCUUAUGCAUGGAAUUGGGUCAGGUGGCGCACGAGUUCUUGCACGCACUCGGCUUCUUCCACGAGCACAGCCGGCCCGACAGGGACGAGUACGUCCGCAUAGUGUGGGAAAACAUCAUUAAGGCUUCCAACGAAAGCUUCUGGCGGAAAAAUGAGACGGAGGCAGACACGCUCGGCGAGCCGUAUGACUACGAGUCCGUCAUGCACUAUCCGCAUGAUGCGUUCAGUAAACCUGGGUCAGGGUCCACGUUGCUGCCCAAGGCGCCGGAAGUCCAACCGGAGACCCUAGGCAAGGCCUACAAAGAAAACUUCCUCACGGACACGGACAUUAGGAAACUCAACGUGCUCUACACCUGUGGCAAAGAGUUCUCCUGAGCCUUAGAUGAGAUUGAUUAUUAACAUUUUUUUAAUUACGCGAAGGGAUUUCACCCUUUCUUUGCCAAGGCCGAUGCAGUACUUUAAAGCCCUACCUUUAACAAACUGCAGUGGCAUCACAAGUUUGGGGUGAACUGGGGGUGCUCACGUACCCUCCAGCAGCUGGUCUGCGGAAUGACUGCCUUUUCAUGGACACUAAGCAAACUUGCAGAAGGGGCGUAACAAACGAUGCUUCCCACGCACCACGUUUUCGGCAGCUCCAGUGAUCCUGGCAAGAGGCGCAGGUCUCCAGCAAUCUAAGCAACGACAUGGACCGUGGACACGCUCUGCAUCUUUUCAUAUCGGUCAUCGCCGUGGCAGUUUUGAACUUUGCCAGGUCAUGAUAUAAUGUGGGGCACUAAAGAGAGAAGUACGAAGCUCAAUGUGGUAUUACUGAGCUCUUCGUUCUUGUAGGGGCGCAGUGAUGUCCAUGGUGAGUACUGCGCUGAAGAUAGUUUUUGCCGAAGUGGUUUAGAGAUCUUGCACAAGCUGUAACCUUUCAAUAUUUGCUAUGUUUUCCUUUUAAAUAAGGAAAGCUUAGCGCUAUGUGGCAAGCAAUCCAUGUCAUGCAUUUCAGCAUUCUGCACUUGUGCGAAUGAACUUCAUCGCUCUUUCUGACGUGUAGGACUGAAGAUAUCUUCUGCUGGUCGUUUCAGAGCGCUUCAAGAACACUACCGUUUCAUUAUCAGGGCUCCAACGGUGAGAGCUGUAGCUUAGGGGAGACAUUCUAUCUUAAACGCACACUAGAAGGCGUAAUCCGCUUUAUAAAGCCGUAGCAGCGAGUGCCAUCUUCUAGCACAAUGUUUUUAACCAAGGUUCGCACAGCUGUUAUUGCAAUUACUGACUGCAUUCCACUUAUCCAUCCACGUAAGUGCGUUGGCAGUGAUAUCAUCAUUACAAAUGUAGCAUUGUAUCAUUUCUAGAUGAGUCAGGUAUCGCAGGAACGUUUCUAGAGCGUUACUGUUCAUUACAGCUUCGCAAGAUGUCAACAGAGCUGCUAUAUGCGGAUGUCUUCCAGGGCCGUGAUAAUGAAACGAUUCUAUUUCAAUGAUAUUCCGUUUCGCUAUUCGUCAGUGGUCUGAGCGGGACCACUGUUAUCACCAGGAUCGACAGGCCGCGCACGGUGGAUGAUAAGAAAGGAAUAGAAUUAUGCGAAUGGAAACCUUUACAUUAUAUGGGGCAAGUUUUCAUGUGUGUGUCUUUGUUAGCACGUAUCCGCUAUGCUAAAGAGGUCUCAUCGCGAUUAGAGCCCACUUACUGUCGUAAUGCAGCUUUGUUGCUGUCUGUCGGAACUAAUGUAGCCCCUACCGGAGCACUCCGUACAACCAAUCGUGUUUGCCGUAAGAAUGCAACCAUGAGUCUUGUCAUAACAUGCGGGAAAUGUGUGAUAAGUAUUACACUGAGAAAUGGUUGAACACUAGUUCAUCGGAUCUCACGUCCAGGCGUACGGCUCCGUCAGCUGCUGACGUCAUACCUAGACGAAGCAGCUGAUUUCGAACAUUCCAUGGAAUAUUCCGAUUUUACUUACAUGGAAAAAGGACAGGGAAUCAAUAAUCCAUUAUUCAUUAAUGUGUCACGUUGCAUAAAAACAUUAAAUCAUUUGCCAAAAUGCUUAUUUAUUUCCUAAGCUUAGCCUUUUUCUGCGAAUACAACGUUCGCUAACAGAAUAAAAAAAAAAACUUAUUGAAGUUGCCUGUUAAUGCCACCUAUGGGACCACCAAUUUAACUCCGGAAAUAUUUUGUCAUUCAUUCAUUCUUUCAUCAUUCGUUCGUUUAUUUCAUUGUUUCACUUUUUAUUCGUUGAGAAGUGCUAGAAACAUUACCUUGUCGUUUUAAUUAUGCAAAACCGAACCUUUAUAACGACUGAACUAUGUCAGGAAAGCAAGAACGACACAGUCCGUAGCUCCGGCCAGUGGGGCCAUACCCGAGCUCACAUCCACGAUAUUAAUCUUAACCCUCCAGGACCUAGGCCUAUAACAAAAAACAAAAAAAAACUGAUAAUUCGGGAGAAGCGGAGCAAUCAUGACUGUCUAAAUUCCCCCUUUGUCCUGCAAUGCUUUUUCUUCCAUGUAUCACGUGCUUAUUUGCUACUUAAAGCCAGACAAUUCGAAAUCAUUUACACAACGCGAGUAUGGAGGAGACAAACUAACUAGCGAAAUUUUCCCAGUUUGAUCCACCUUUUUCCGAAAGAAUUAUAAUGCUCUUUUCCAUUCUUCAUCCGCCUCCGUGGAUCAGUGGCUUUGGCGUUUGUCUGUGAGCGCAUGGUUGUGGAUUUUCAUUCCCGGCGGUGGAGGCGAUACUGCGCAGGUUUGGUUGCACUAGCAAGGAAACUUGGGCGAGUUGCAGGUUGAAGAACAAGAGCUGGUCAGAAUUAUUCCGGAGCCCUCCACUAUGGCUUCUAUACUAACCUCCGCAUCGACUUGGGACGUUGAAACCCAUCGAUCAACUGAAACGAAGCACAUCAGCCAAACUUCGAAGAUAGCAUAAACCACACAAAGUAAAAGACUUGCCUGUCUUCCGCAGCUUACCCAUUUGAUCAAUUCACAAGUUAGUGUGGUUUAGAGAAUUUUUCAUAGAGGCGGUUUGUAAGUUUAUCCCAAGUGUGCGCACGGCGCUGUCCACUUUCCGAGUACAUUCAGUGUACAUUAUACUGGCUAACGAGCACCUGCCGCCUUCGUACACGACAAGAACGUCGCGGAUGCUGCGUUUUCCCAGCUUCUGCUUUUUCACAUUCCCGCGCGCGACAGCUGCCUAGAGAAGUUUCAACUUCACAGUUGUAGAUGGCGCCACAAGUAUCAAUCGUCAUCACAGGCGAUGGGGGCAAGGGGAUAAGAAGAGAGAGUGAGAGCGCGAGCGAGGGCCACGUGCGCCAGGGUCGGGGCAGGCGGGCAAGCGGACGUUCGUGGUUUCUGGAGGCACGAUGCGCGGAAUCAGUGGUGAGGGUGUAGCAACGCGCUGGACGCGUGACGUUUCUCACGGCCCCAAAGGCUUGGGAAAACAGUUGAAGUGUAUACUUUGCAAAUCUACGCCAGUGGCGUAGAUUUGCAAAUCCCACUACGCCACUACGCCACUACGCCGGACUGGAAUACUCUCGAUCAGUUUCGUCAGCACAGGGUUUGCCAACUCUCGCCGAAAUCGCUCGAGAAGGUUUUACGCAAUGCCACUGCAUCUAAAUGUGGCUGCAGUGCCUGGGAAUCGAACUGCGAGAUGGUGUUCAAUAGCGGGAACCUCUUCGCUCCUGAUCAGCAGGCAGAGAUUUCGGUUCAUGACUGGUCUUCGAAUAAACGACCGACAUUCGCUAUUGAUUUGGGGCAAUACAACCAUUCAGAAAUGUUCGUUGCUACCGAGGAUCACUGAGCAGGCCUGAAAAAGGGCGAUGAGCCCCCGUGAAUGGCAAUUGGCUUGCGCUAGUGGGCAUGCCUCAAGAUUUUGCCAACUCCAUCUCGGUUAUAAAACUUCUUUCCUACUCUUCGUGGCAUACACUUUCAAGCAGAAUUCCGGAGGACGGCGUUCUCCUGGCUGUUUCCUUGCGAAGUAAAUAAAGCUUCCGGAAAGCUGGAGCAGCAGUAAGGUGGCUGGCUCACACUUGGCCUAUAUCGAGGGCUGCUUUGGUUUUGUAUCUUCAUUUCUUCUUGGGAAGCAGGCGUUUUAGAAAACUGCUCUUCACUAUGUUUCUUGGUCCCUCUAAAACUUUACAAUAAAAAUGCUUGGAGCAUAAUUUCAGGAAUUAAGAGACAGAGAGCCAUUGAUGUUGUAGUGCGUAAUAAUUAAUGGACCCUGCAGGAACAAAAAGCCUACUUGGGCAAGUUCUUCUUCGCCAUGCGCUACACUAACAAUUAUGUCGUAUGUAAAGGACUCACCCUCAGAUUCCUCUCUGAAGGCACUGCAUGCUGGGUACCUUCAAGGAAAGGAUGAGAGCGUUAAGUCUAACGCCACCCGAGUGACAAAAGUGACGCUGUGAACUGGUGUGUAAAUGCGCGCUUGUUGCUGCGUCAUCUUGGAAUACCAGUGUAGCGCAUACAACACGAGCACAACAGAAUGCACGUGAACCACGGACUAACGUGAACACACGGACGCGGCGUUAUGUGUUCAUGUGCUUUCUAUUUUCCUCAUCUUGUAUGUGCUGCACUAGUAUUCCAAGAUUACGAUGUGAGCUUGCUCUGGGUUGGUCUAUCGAGAGGCCUACAACAAGGUAGUUCAUUGCCAGUUAAUAUUCAGUUCCAUCUGUGAAAUUGUUAGGAACGUGUUUCAAUUCUGCUCGUCGAGGUAGUACAUAGAGUAUUGCGAGGUAGUACAUAGAAAAUAUUUAUUCGUAGGUACUGUCACGAUUGGCGGGCGUCCUCUCUUACGAACAAUUCAAGCGCGUAAGAACUUUUUUUUCCAAUACGGGCCCAUAAGAAAGCAUGUCGCAAAAGGUUUAUGUAUGCGCCGGACAGCAACUUGUUUUCUUGUCCUUCGAAAAGAUGCUUCUAAACCUGCCGUACUGUUCAUUUUCAAUUCUUUCAACGGUGAACUGGCACAAAGGUAGACUUUCUAUGCAACCCGUUUUUCGUGUUUAGUUGCAAAAGUUAUGUGCACGAUGUGUAAGGAAAGCGUCGUUCUGCUAUAUGAGGACAAAUAACGUUCACUCUCACACAAAUGUUAAAGGACGCGCUGUGUUUCGAGGACAUGCGAAAGGCAACAUUUAACUAUCCAAACACGCAUCCGCUUUCUUUUCCAACGCUUUUUACAUGUUACGCCUACUUUUACGGAUGUUAUGUAAUGUUUACCCAAGUGCCUGUACCUGCGACUUUCUUUUAUUACCAUUGUUCCUUUUUUAACAGUUAUACGUAAGGAGAUACCGACAUGAAGGAAUGGUGCCGGCGACCUCUUGUGGCUUUAGUGCGUCAUCUUCAUUUUACUGACUUUCGUUCUUUGUUGCUACCGGGAGGAAACAGGACGGGUACCAUUGCUCUUCGUUUCAGAAGAACUGUCGAAGCACGACUUCACUCCAGUGCCGUUGCAGGGUGCUGUUUCUAGUCAUAUAUAAUUUUGCGCAAACCUAGGUCCCUUGUACAAAUACUGUUGUCCUAGCUGCAUAAAGUGCAAUACUUAUCCUGUAAUCCUGUAACAACUGUAAUAGUUCCACAUGUUGACAUGAGCAUGGUAAUAAAAUACAAUC
Messenger RNA from Dermacentor silvarum, 6103 nucleotides. Its product is annotated as hatching enzyme 1.2. NCBI's taxonomy places the organism in Eukaryota, Metazoa, Arthropoda, Arachnida, Ixodida, Ixodidae. Gene Ontology annotation, molecular function: metalloendopeptidase activity; zinc ion binding. The transcript has 6 exons. Bases 76 to 903 code for a protein of 275 amino acids. Gene Ontology annotation, biological process: proteolysis. The record is from RefSeq and is a predicted model, not a curated record.